Molecule: messenger RNA, 1464 nt
Organism: Cololabis saira (Pacific saury)
Lineage: Eukaryota; Metazoa; Chordata; Actinopteri; Beloniformes; Belonidae
Product: overexpressed in colon carcinoma 1 protein homolog
Exons: 6
Coding region: 257-445 (62 amino acids)
Source: RefSeq, a predicted model, not a curated record
CUCACUUCAGUCUCAGCUCUCGGUUUCAUCGCAGAGUGGACAGUAAGACUCAAGACAGGGGAGGGUGACAGACGAUCAAAGGGGGAUCCCUGUGAGCCAUCUCUGUGACCUUCCCCCUCUUUCAUUCCUUCCCUCUCGUCCCUCCCUCACUUUCCCCUUGUUUCCCAGCGUGUCGUAAGUCUCCCUCCUUUCUUCCUCACCCCUCUACUCACUAAGCGUCUCCGCUCCGUUCGGACAGUGGCCGCAUCGAUGCAAAAUGGGUUGUGGCAAUUCCUCAGCCACCAACACCUCAGGAGGGGGGCCAGCAGAAGUGUCCAAAGAUGUGACAGAAGAUGCCUCGCCAGACGAUGAGAAAAGAAGGAACUAUGGAGGUGUAUAUGUGGGUCUGCCAGCAGACCUGACCACUGUGGCUGCCAGUCAGUCCAAGUCCACACGUACAGACUAGCAACCACUGAAGGGACUGCGACAAAGGAUCCUGCGUAAUGACUCACCUAGAGAAACUUUACAAACAGAAAGCGUGUCAGUGCUCUGAUUCUUGUCCUUGUUCAACAUGCGAUGAGUAAGAACAAGGCUUUGAGCCUGGCAUUGACUGGAGAUGUGGACAUUUUGCCUAAAUGCAGGAACUUUGCCUCAUAGAGCCAUGGAUGACACUCUAUGUUUUGGAUGCACACUGGAAGUCUGCGUGUGACAUCCACAACCACCCUUAACUCUGCAAAAAAAGCCAACAAUUACUAGACUUGCACAGCUGUGAGCGGCGACAACAGGCAUUGUGAUAGCCAUCAUCACAACCUGGUGACAUCAUCGGAACCUUCUCUUUCUCAGGAAGAGACGGUGUAUUUAGCAACUAACUGUGCGGGACUUACACACACACACACACACACACACACACAAACACACACACACACACACAUGGGCACACACACACAAACAGACUUCAUGAUAGCCUUCUGCAAUAAUAAUCUUGGUUGUAUCUCGGUUAUAAGUUAUAUCUCGGUUGCAUAGAAAUCGAUUCAUUGUGUGGCAGAAAUGGAGCGUAGAGAGAGAAAGGUAAAUCAAAGGUCCACCAAGGGCAGAAAAAACACUCCUGUUGAUGCAUGGCUGAGCAUAACCCUAUCACUGAAAUUUAGCAUUGAUUGAAAUCAGUUACCUGCUGCUUUUAAAGAAAUGUAUGAAACAGAUUUAAUUGAUGUUGUUUUAACUGAUGUCCAUAAAUGUUCUUGGCACUGCAACCUGGCUGGACCUGGUGCAUAAAUACACACACACACACAUGUAUGUGUAUGUAUAUAGAUAUAUAUCAGCACAAGUGUCAUGAUACUCAGAGCUGCUUUCGCUAAUUAUCUGCCUCUUUCUUGCUCAGUCUCAUGAUCGCUCUGCAACAUUCUUGUUCUCUUUGUCGUUUGUUUCUGAGGGUUUGAAGAAGUAGAACUGUCAUGUAAUUUGUUCAUAUCUCACAACAUUAAGGUG